This is a messenger RNA of Serendipita indica DSM 11827, 1518 nucleotides long. NCBI's taxonomy places the organism in Eukaryota, Fungi, Basidiomycota, Agaricomycetes, Sebacinales, Serendipitaceae. The record is from the annotation of a GenBank genome assembly.
AUGUCCCAACUAUCUCUAGAGACGUUCACUAGGGCUACGCUGCCGAGCCAACCUGUGCCGGUGCUGGUGGGAUCCCGACUUGCGGCAGAUAGACUGAGCGGCCACAAGAAAUCACAAGUCUCAUUAGGAUCACCGAACAUUGGACGUUCUAAUUCAUGGAACGCGGAGCCAUCUAUCACUCCCGUAUCGGAACGACGCUCGUUUGAUGCCACCCCAUCUUUCACUUCAGCGCCCAUAGCACAUGAUGCGAAGAAUAAGAAGCGUUUCUAUCGCAUCACACUAGCUGCCAUAUUCUUUUGCUUUUUCCUUCUCGGUCUCAAUGAUGGCAGCAUUGGUCCACUGCUUCCCGUUUAUCAAACCUACUACAAGGUCAACUUUCUACGAGUAUCCAUGAUAUUCAUCACAAAUUGCUUGGGGUGUCUCACUUCUGCUGUCCUUAACGUCUUCUUGGCCCCUCGUAUAGCUUUCUCAAGGAUCCUCAUGCUGGCAACUGUGUUUCAAAUUAUCGCAUACAGCCUUAUUACGUCUGCACCAAAGCCCUUUGCCAUAAUGUGCAUUGGGUUCUUCGUUAAUGGCAUGGGAAUGUCCCUACUCAACUCUCAGGGAAAUGCCAUUCUGUCCAUGCUCAACAAUCCAACGGCAAUGGGCUUUGCGCACGCGUUCUACGGGACUGGCGCUCUUAUUGCUCCGCUCAUAUCGACUCAAUUCGUCGAACUUCCACGAUGGAGUCUGUAUUACACGAUUCUUCUUGGCACCUCGGUCCUCGACUUGAUUUCCUUUACUCUUGUCUUCAAAGGCGAAGGCGUAGAGGAAGUCUUGGAAAAGAUGGGGGUCAGGACGCAUGAAGAGGCUGAGCACCUCAAAUUGCAGCGCGUUCACGCGAGAGACGAAAAUGCCGACAUCGACGAAGUGGCGGAGACGACUCCCCGACGUGAUAGUGGAUCGUUUGGCGCAGUUCUUAAACAGAUCCACGUCCAUACUCUCGCAGCGUUUGUGUUCAUCUACGUUGGAACAGAAGUUACUAUCGGAGGAUGGAUUGUGACGUUCAUGAUCAAUGAGCGAGGCGGCGGCCCAUCUUCUGGAUACGUCAGCUCUGGGUUCUUUGGGGGCCUUGCUUUGGGUCGAAUAGUACUCCUCCAUGUGAACCGCUGGCUCGGUGAGCGACUAGCCGUCUUUGUCUACAUCGCUGCCGGUAUAGUGCUGGAGAUCACUAUUUGGUUCGUUCCAUCGCUCAUCGGAAAUGCGGUUGCCGUCUCGCUCGUGGGAUUGUUACUGGGCCCCUUUUAUCCUAUCGUCAUGUCUCAAACUGGGCGCAUCAUCAACCGGAACAUCCUUAGUGCGAGCAUUGGAUGGAUCGCAGGCUUUGGCCAAUCGGGUUCAGCAAUCUUGCCUUUUUUAACCGGUGGACUAGCGAAUCGAUACGGUAUCAUCGCUCUGCAGCCACUCAUUGUCGCUAUGAUGGCGUCCAUGGCUGCCCUAUGGUUCAUGGUCCCGACUGUUGUGAAGAAGAAUGAUUAA